AUGGGAGCUAGACUAUCUGAAAAUCUACCUAGAAAUCCUCAUGCAAAACAUUUAAUCCUAAUAUAUUUCUGCGGAAUCAGAUCUUAUGAAGGGGAAGCUCAUGACAUGGUUUCAAAGUUAAACAAAAAGUUUCCCGGAGUAUUUAACUUCGAAGUCAGUAGGGAUGAAGGGUUCACUAAUAGGCUUGAGUGCAUUGUCAGAUUUGACUACACGAAAUCAAAGAAGCAAAAAGAUAUGCUUAUCCACAGCAAGAAAGCUGGAAUGGGCCAACCAAGUGAUAAUUGGAAUGGUUUUCUCGAUAGGGCAAAGGAGGCCUUGUUCAAUUAUCAUUUGCUACAAUAACAAUGA
This is a messenger RNA of Stylonychia lemnae, 348 nucleotides long. The record is from the annotation of a GenBank genome assembly. NCBI's taxonomy places the organism in Eukaryota, Ciliophora, Spirotrichea, Sporadotrichida, Oxytrichidae.